Molecule: messenger RNA, 4542 nt
Organism: Emiliania huxleyi CCMP1516
Lineage: Eukaryota; Haptophyta; Isochrysidales; Noelaerhabdaceae
Exons: 8
Coding region: 1-4542 (1513 amino acids)
Cellular component (GO): intracellular anatomical structure
Molecular function (GO): RNA binding; ATP binding
Source: RefSeq, a predicted model, not a curated record
AUGGACAAAGGCCGGGGCUCCGCUCCAGACUACGCGAUAUGGAUGGACGCGGCAGAGGAGCAGGCCCUUCGCGAGGCGCUGCACGUUGCCCAAGCGGCGCAGGCCGAGGUGGACCAGCAGCGCGGCGGGGGUGGCCGGCUGCUGCGAGACGCGAGGAAGCUCCAUCAGGUGUAUGGCCAGCUGGCGCGGCUGGGCUUCGGAAAGGAGGAUAUCGAGCAGUGCCUGCCGCACAUGCGCUCCGACUCAUCCCUCAAUGACGCUCUCGACUGGGCCUGCCUGCACCUUCCAGAGGCCUCGCUCCCCCCGUCCUUUCGCAUGGCGACGCCCGAUGCCGAAGACGGCGACAAGGAGCUGGACAAAAGCUCGCUGCUCAAGAAGAUCGUGUCGGCACCCGCAGUGGCCAAGCCAGAGGGCCGCUUUCUCGAGGCAAAGAAGCGCGCCGCCGCCUUUGCAAAGAAAGCAGCGGGCGGCGCGGCGUUGGUGCGGUUGGUGCCCAAGUUCGAAACCCGCGUCGCAAAGCGCCGCUCGGCGGUAGAGGCAGAGGCGAAGCGCGCGGUGCGCCGCAAGAGCUGGCGGGCAGAGCGGCAGCAGGCAAAACGGGCCCCAACGAGCACAAACCCAUCCGCCGAGGAGGAGUUUGCCGUCGAUUUUGGCGACGGCAGCAGCCAGGACGGCGGAGCCCGGGAUCGCACUCCCCCACCAGGGGCGCGCGGCGAGCAAGCGCUAGCCUCGUGGCUCAGCGAGGAAUGCGGUAUCGGGGCGCCCGAGGCGACCGCGUUUGCAGCAGCGCUGGCCGCUGACGGCCGCACGAGAAGCAAGCGCCAUUUGACGGGGCGAGCGCUAGCCUCACUCGCUGCUUCUGUCCCAAUAGGCUACGAUUCGACGCUCGCGCUCUGCGAGAUCGAGGAGACGGAUUGGCCAGACAUGGUCCCGGCGCACCACCGGGACAUCAUCAAAGCCAGUGCAGUCGCGGCGGGCGGCAUAGGCGGCGGGGGGCCCGGUCAGGCGGGCGAGGCAGAGGUGGAGGUUGCGAAGCGAACGGCUGCAGAGCGGGGAGCGGCUGAGCGCGUACAGCGAGGGGCUGCCGAUCGAGAGGCGGGAUCGGAGAGCAACUCUGCUCCCGCAGUUGCGAGCGGCGGGGCAAGUGGGGGAGGGGGCAAGAGCAAGAAGCGCUCGGGUGGGAGCGGGAAGAAGAAGGGCGGCGGCGGUGGCGGCGGCAACGCAGCGGCUCAGCGCGCCGCAAUGCUCGCGAAGUAUCAAACCACUUCGGUUGCAAAACCUGUGGUUGAGAAGGCGGCAGAGAGGGAGGUGUCGGCAGACGUCCCCGAGGCAGCAGCUACAGCAGCGAGCCCAGGCCCACCGCCGCCAUCGGCGACGGAUGCUGCUGCAGGGGUCGACGGCGUGAGCUGCGCGGACGAUGACGUGGCGAAUGGCGGCACCGGAAGGUACGACUUGUCUCGCUGGUCAGGGAAGACGCCAAAGACGAUGUUGCUCGAGUGGUUCCAGAAGAUGCAGGCACCGCGACCAAAGAUCGAGCUCGAGUCGGUUGGGCGCCGCUACCGCGCCUACGUCGUCGUGGUCGGGGACACGAAGCUGGAGCUCCCCGGCGACGAGGUGUUCGACAAGCGCGAGCAGGCCGAGCAGGCGGCAGCAACCGCCGCUCUUUACCAUCUCUUUGGCACCGGCAAGGAGAAGCAGCCGCUCUACCGCAUGUUGCCCCCUGCGUACCGCACCCUCUGGCUCGGCUGGGUCUCCAACCAGCAGACUGCCGCGGCGCAGCUCGAGGCAGACUCGGCCGCGGCCGCGCUCAUCGAGCGGGAGCGAUUCGUCGACCGGCUCGAGGAGGAGGCUGAGGCGGCGGAGCGGCAAGAGCGGCGCGAGGCGCGCGAGGUUGAGACGGGCUCGCGGCUGCAAGCCGCUCACGCGCGGUGGGUCGAAGCGGCGGCUGGCUGCGCCUCAGCCGCGCAACGCGCUUCGCUCCCAAUCAGCAAGCUGGCGGAGCAGCUGUCUACGGCGAUGGCAUCGACGCAGGUCGCGGUCUUGUGCGGAGAGACGGGCUCCGGAAAGUCGACUCAGGUGCCGCAGAUGCUGCUCGAGGAGGCGCUCGCUUCCGGCGCUGGCGGGACCACCUCGAUCCUGUGCACGCAGCCUCGUCGGAUCGCCGCCACCUCUCUCGCUCGCCGCGUCGCGUCUGAGCGUGGCGAGCAGGUCGGCGGCCGCGGGUCACUGGUCGGGUACCAGGUGCGUCUCGAGUCGAAGCGGACGGAGUCGACUCGGCUGCUCUACUGCACCACGGGCAUCGCAUUGCGGAUGAUGUUGUGCGAGAAGCCGCUCGAGGGCAUCUCGCACGUAGUGGUGGACGAGGUGCACGAGCGGGACACGCAGACCGAUCUGCUCCUCCUCCUCCUUCGCGAGCUGCUUCCGCUGCGUCCCGACCUGCGGGUGGUGUGCAUGUCGGCGACGGUGCAGGCGGAGCUCUUCUCGAGCUACUUUGGUGGCUGCCCGGUGCUCACGGCGCAGGGUCGCUCGUAUCCCGUCACCGACACUUUCCUCGAGGACAUACUCGCCACCACAGGACACGUGUUGCCGCCCGACUCGCCGUGCCGCGUCUCGGAUCACGGCACGUGGAACAAGGCGACCUUCAACCUGCACCGCGGCGGACAGGCGUCGACGCAGGAGUGGAAGGAGGCGGGCGCCGCCACGAACCCCGACUACGACGAGGGUCGAUACGCAGCGUAUCCGCCAGGGGUACAUGCUGUCUUGUCGCAGCUCAACGAGAGCGCCAUCAACCACGAUCUCAUUAUGGAGCUCGUGGAUUACAUCGACCUCAACCUUGGCGACGGAGCCGUCCUGGUGUUCCUGCCCGGUUUCGCCGACAUCUCCACGCUCUACAACACGAUGAGCUCCUCGCGCCGGUUUGGUGACCGCGCCGCCUUUCGCGUGCUGCCACUCCACUCGUCGCUCUCGCCCGCCGAGCAGUCUGCAGUCUUCGACGUGAUGCCGACGGGCGUGCGCAAGGUGGUGCUGGCGACCAACAUCGCCGAAACGUCCAUCACCAUCGACGACGCCGUCUUUGUGAUUGACUCCGGCCGCGCGAAGUCGGCUAUGUUUGACGAGCGGAAGCAGAUGCGGCGGCUGGUCGACGUGUGGAUCUCGCAGGCGGAGGCGCGGCAGCGCGCCGGCCGUGCCGGUCGCGUGCGUGCCGGGCACGCCUUCAAGCUGUACACGCGGCAGCGGUACACCCAGUCCAUGCUGCCAGCACGGGUGCCCGAGAUGUUGCGCGGGCCACUGCAGGAGCUCUGCUUGCAGCUCCGGCUCGCGCCGCUGCUCGAGAGCUACGAGUUGCGCGCCGCGUUUGCGCGCGCGCUCGACCCGCCGAAGGCGGCCACGGUGGAGGCCGCUAUCAUCGCGCUCCAGCGCUCCAAUGCGCUCGACGCUGACGAAGCCCUCACGCCGCUCGGCCGCCACCUUGCUGCCUUGCCUGUCGAGAUCUGCAUCGGCCGCCUCAUGCUCUACGGCGCGCUCUUCAGCUGCGCGGACCCGAUCCUCCUGAUCGCCGCGGCGCUGUCGGACCGGUCCCCCUUCUUGCAGCCGCUGGCAAGGCGCGACGAGGCGAAGGCGGCGCAGGUUUGCUUUAACCGCGACGAGUCGGACCAUUUGGCGGCAGUGGAUGCGUACCAAAAGUGGAUGCACGUGAAGCGCACCGAGGGGAACGGCGGCGCCAAGCGGUUCUGCGACCGCCACUUCCUCGCUGAGCGCGCCCUGGUCGGCAUGGGCGAGGCUGCCGACCAGUUUUGGGGCAACCUCGCCGACCUCGGACUGCUGCCCGAACUGCGACGGCUUGGGGAGGCGGACAAGCAGGCGGCACGCCGCUCCGCCAACCGGCACGCCGACUCGCCGCUGCUGCUCAAGGCGGUCCUCGCGGCCGGCCUCUUCCCGAACGUGCUGCUCGUCUCGCCGGGCCGCGCGAGGCCGAGCUUAUCGCAGCAAAAGCAGUCCGUGUCGAUCCACCCCUCUUCGUUCAACCACAUGGCGAGCUCCUUCACUACCUCGUACCUCGUUUUCCACGAGAAGGUCAAGACCUCGAAGAUUGUCGUCCACGACGUCACGGCCGUCACCGCACUCGACCUCCUACUGCUCGGCGGCGAAAUCAAGGUGCUCCACGCGCAGCACCGCGUGGUCAUCGACAACUGGAUCGAUCUCACCAUCUCGCCGCGCGUCGCCGUCUUGUUCAAGGCGUUGCGGCACCAGAUGAUGUCCCUUAUGCGGCGGCGCAUCGCGGACGCCGGUGGGGCGCGUGACGGGGGACACGCCCCACAGGCUGCGGUGUUGGAGGCAGUGGUCGAGAUGGUGAAGCGCGGGACCGUGGCUGCCGAGAUCAACCCGGAGGCGAUCAAGGAGCGGGCCAUCGCCGCGAGGGAACGGGAGCAGCAGGCCAAGCCUUCGGGAAGAGGCGGUGGCAACACAAAGCCAGAACUCGGCAAGGGCAAGGGAGGAGGGCGCGGCGGGCGGAGGCAGCUGGGUUCACUCGUCUACACGUAG